Miscanthus lutarioriparius is the source of this 1617-nucleotide messenger RNA. The record is from the annotation of a GenBank genome assembly. Lineage: Eukaryota; Viridiplantae; Streptophyta; Magnoliopsida; Poales; Poaceae.
AUGGCGGCUCUUCACUUGGUGCACGUAGUGUACCAGUUCAUGCUGGCGGCCGCUACGCCUCUAGCAGAACGGCCACUUUGGUUCGUCGUCGUGCCUCUAAUGCUAGUGCUAUUGCCUGUCAUCUGCCGACGCCUCCACCACCGUCCCAACGCCGGUGCCGACGAGAGGAAGCAGUUGAAGCCUCUCCUGCCGUCGCCUCCGGGGAGGCUGCCGGUCAUCGGCCACCUGCACCUCAUCGGCGACCUCCCACACGUCUCCCUCCGUGACCUCGCCACCAAACAUGACCGUGGUGGCGGCCUCAUGCUCCUCCAACUCGGCACCGUCCCCAAUCUCGUCGUCUCCUCCCCGCACGCGGCGCAGGCGGUCCUCCGGGCGCACGACCACGUCUUCGCCUCGCGGCCGACGCCCAAGGUCUUGCACAACUUUCUGUACGGGUCGUCGACCAUCGCCUUUGGACCCUACGGUGAGCACUGGCGUAAGGUUAGGAAGCUUGUCACCACGCGCCUCUUCACCGUCAAGAAGGUGAACUCGUUUCACCAUGCCCGCCAAGAGGAGGUGCGCCUGGUGAUUGCCAAGCUGAAGAAGGCCAUGGCUACAGGCAUGGCAGUGGACAUGAGCGAGACGAUGAACACGUUCGCCAACGACAUCAUGUGCUGCGUGCUGUCGGGCAAGUUCUUCAGGGAAGACGGCCGGAACAAGACCUUCCGGGAGCUGAUUGAGAUGAAUGUUGCCCUGUAUGCAGGGUUUAGCCUAGAAAACUAUUUCCCAGGGCUUGUGAAUUCGCUAGGUAUCUUCACCGGGUUGGUGAGCAGAAAGGCGGACGAGACGCAUGAAAGAUGGGACGACGUGCUUGAAAAUAUCAUAAGCGACCAUGAGAGGCGAGCUGAGCAAGAAGAGAGUGCAGACUUCGUUGACCAGAUGCUCUGUGUUCAACAAGAGUACGGUAUCACCAGAGAUCAUAUCAAGGCCAUCUUGAUGGACCUGUUUGAUGCGGGCACGGGCACAUCAUACUUGACUCUUGAACUUACCAUGGCUGAGCUCAUGCGCCACCCUCAUAUCAUGACCAAGCUACAAGCUGAGGUCAGGAACAAGACACCAAAUGGACAGGAAAUGGUCAGGGAAGAGGACCUAUCUAGCAUGGCCUAUCUGAGAGCUGUCGUGAAGGAGACGCUAAGGUUACACCCACCUGCUCCACUGCUCUUGCCUUACCAAUCUAUGGUGGACUGUGACAUCGAUGGGUAUACAAUCCCCUCUCGAACUCGAGUCAUCAUCAACGCUUGGGCUGUCUGUAGACAUGUAGAGUCGUGGGAGAAAGCAGAGGAGCUCAUGCCGGAGAGGUUCAUGGAUGGUGGUAGGGCUGCAGCCGUCGACUUCAAGGGGAAUGACUUCCAGUUCAUACCAUUUGGAGCUGGUCGAAGGAUGUGCCCUGGCAUCAACUUUGGGUUGGCCACUGUUGAGAUCAUGCUGGCAAACCUCAUGUACUGUUUUGAUUGGGGGCUGCCGGCUGGUAUGGACAAGGAGGAUAUUGAUAUGACAGAGGUUUUUGGAUUGACGGUUCACCGAAAGGAGAAGCUCAUGCUCGUUCCGAAACUACCUGGAAGCGCUUGCUGCGCUUAA